CGAGAGCACGAGUGGCGAAUGCGUGUUUCCGUGCUUACUUCGUCGUCCGCCGAUCCGACCAGGAUUUUAGCAAAACCGAACUCGGGUGAAAUUCGUACGAUUUUCUGCGGUAAAUAGUGGUGCUCCGGUCGUGAAAAUAUGUAAAAACCCUUCCCGGUGUCCAUUCCGACGCGUACAGAAUGAAAUUUUCCGCGGGAAGGUGAAAUUUGCCGGUGAAAAAUCCGCUCGAAAGUGUUCGGAAUCGUGAGUCGUCUCGUGCGGUUCCAUUUUUUUAGCUGGCCAGGCGCUUGCAGCAGCAGAAGGCCUCGGCUUUUGUGUGGUAGUGUUGGUGCCCCCCCAUCGAAGAAAACACGACGACUAGCAAAAAGAAGAAGAAGACGUGUGGUGGAAGAAAAAGUGCCGUGGCCUUCUCGGAUCUCUGUCUCGACGACGAAUUCGAGCGGGAGUUGCGUUUUUUGGUUUUUAUUUUGUUGCUCUUUUAGUUCAUUACGCACGAUUACAAGUUGCAAGAAGAGUGGUGCUGUGGAACGUUUUUUUUUUUUGUUUUGGCUUAAUCCAUGCCAGGCCAAAUGGUUUGCGACUCGACUUCGUUGGUGAGUGCGGCUCUGCGCGACUCUUUGACCUCAUCCGGCGGCAAUAAUGGCCUGGGAGGGGGAAGCUCCAUGUCCGCAGCUUCCUCUUCGUCAUACUUUGGUGUAAGUUCCUCGGGGAACAAUCCCGGCUUAGCUGAUCCGGCAGACGACGAGCUAGUGGACCGCCUUGAGAGUCAAAUUUCGGAUGCUCUCCGGAGGAACCAGUUGAAACCGAUUCGGUAUGAGGAAGUGUCCAACUACAGCUCCGAGCAGGACAGUCUAAAGUCGAAAUAUAUUGUGUUGAAAGCCACUGCCAGCUUGACCAAUGGCAACAUCAAUGGAUCCGGCAGUAUUGGUGGAGGAGGAGCUGGAACAAACACACAGUUGAUGAAUGGAGGCGGCCGAGGAAAUUCGUCGUUUUCGGGGACGUCCAAACUGUCCAACGGCAUCAGUCAUCAAAAUGGCAACAGUUCGUCUUCAUCGGCAGCCGGAAAGGAUCAGCUUCCUGCCCCAAAACGGGUUCUCUAUCCGCGGGAAAACGUUCAACUCGGCUGGAAGGCCACCGGACACAAGUGGAAUACCGGAGCCGGAUUCACCAACGUCGGCAACACGUGCUAUCUCAACUCCACGCUGCAGGCUCUGUUCCACGUCCCCGCCAUUGCCAACUGGCUUCUUUCGGACAAAGCCCAUCGGGAAAGGUGCGAGGACAACGUUAACGGUCAAGGAUGUAUAAUCUGCGCAAUGGCCAAAACGUUGAUGGCAUCGCAGAAUAGUAGUCAGGGCUCAAUAAAACCGUAUUUGGUGGUCUCUAAACUGCAGUUAGUUUGCAAGCACUUGGUUCCAGGACGACAGGAGGAUGCCCACGAAUUUCUCCGCUAUCUAGUGGAAGCGAUGGAAAAAUCCUACCUGGCGCGAUUUAAGAAUAGCAAAGAACUGGAUCAGUACAGCAAGGAAACCACGCCGCUUAAUCAGAUCCUCGGUGGAUACCUUCGGUCUGAAGUAAAAUGCUUGUCCUGUCAUCACGUGUCCACUACCUUUCAACACUUUGAGGAUUUGCUGUUAGAUAUCAGGAAGGUGAACUCCAUCGAGGAGGCCCUCACAAUGUACUUUGCCCGGGAGCGCCUCGAAGAAAUGCAGUACAAGUGUGAAGCUUGUAAGAAAAAGGUAGCUGCUACGAAACAGUUUUCUCUAGAGCGUGCUCCCUUUGCUCUUUGCAUUCAGCUUAAAAGAUUCUCUAUGAUGGGAAACAAAAUCAACAAGCAUGUAGAGUUGAAAACCCGAUUGGAUUUGACGCCGUUUUCGUCCAAAUCGGCGGUCUCAAAUGGUAGACUUACCUACAAGUUGGUUUCGAUGGUAACCCACUUGGGAAGCACACAGCAUUGUGGACACUACACUGCGAUAGGAGGGACGGAAAGUGGAACCUAUUACGUGUUCGAUGACAGCUUAGUUAGGCCGAUUUCGCUGCAAAACGUCACUAGCACCAACGCGUACAUAAUCUUCUAUGAACUGGAAAGUGUUCAGAAUGGGAUUAAACAAAGCGCCAGUAGCACUGCCACGUCGGCUUCCUGUACCCAAAACGCAUUUGGGAGUCCCUCCGGGAAGUAUGGGAGUAGUUCUUUCGAAGGUGGAUCCAAUUCCAGCAGCGGAGCGACUGCACACGCGUCUACCCUCCGAGGUUAUGGGUCUAGCAGCAACUCUGGCCACAACCCUCUUAUCCCGAGCAAGUUGGAAAACAGGUCAAACUUUAUUGGCCCAAUGUUGCCUCAGCAAACGCAAGAAAAAACCAAAAAGUUGGCUAACGGGCUGAGCCGCUACGAUGACGAUGAAGGGGAAGCCCUCGUCACGUCCACUAGUUCACGCGUAUCUCCAAUCUCAUCGACCACGUCGUCGCUUUCCUGUCCCUCGCCAGUCAAACAAUCCUGCCCGAAUGGUCCCUCGUCCAGUGCUAGCAAACUCGUGAGAAACUCUCCGGUCUCGUCAAAUGCGAAGAGCAAAUUCGGCACAAGCUUCAAUGGCAUUGCUAAUGCAGGCAACGGCAGCAGCAAUAACAACAACGGUAGUUUUAAGUCUUCAUCAUCACCCGCAGCAUCUUCUUCUUCUUCACAUUUACAUUCACUGCCAUCAAUGCCUAAACUUUGCAAUAGUCUCUCAGCAUCGAAGAAUUUCCACGGCGGCGACAGUGGCGAACCUUCCGCGCUAUCCUCGACCGUCAAGGGUGCUGGAUUCUCUGGGCUCUCGAAGGCCAACGGCAGUUCCCUCACGAACGGCGGUCACCACAACCACAACGGUGGCAAAUCGAUCAGUAUAGUUCCGUACGAAGCCGAUGAUGACGAUGAGGACGAGGACGAGGAUGAGGUGGAGAAUGACGAGAACCAGAAGCGGUCCGGUGGUGGUAGCAAGAAGCGCAACGGCGGCCGGAACAAGGCGGACGAAGACGACGAUGAUGAUAGUGAUGAGGAUGUUGAUAGGAUACAAUCGCACGUCCUGCUGGGUCCGGGAAACAACGGCAACAGGCAGCAGCGAUGUUCGAAUCAAAUCGAAGAGGAUUACUCGCCCAAAUCGCCCCCCGUCAUAAAAACCAAAGCCGGCCUCUGGAAGGUAAGUGAUAACCGUCCUCAAAGCAGUAGCAGCAGCAGCAGUAGUAGUGCAAACAACAGCAACAACACUUCGCCUGCUACUUCCGGCAAUUCCUCCCCGGCCAACUAUGGACACAUGAAUGGCAACGGCAGCGGUCCAUUGGCGUCCGGGUACCACCAGUCAAACAACCGACAGUUUAACGGCUUCAACGGUUACAACGGUAAUGGGAACAAUAAUCGCAACGGCAACGGAAAUGAUGUCGUUAAUCAACUAUACCAAUUCUCGCACCGUGGUUACGGAGCUCCGGUUCGAAGCUGGAACGGACAGCAGACCAACAUGGACCGGGAACUGUCGAAUGAACGACGAGAGGACAGGAAGCGGCAGUACGAAGACGAUUGUGAUACCGAAAUGGAUCGGGGUCGGACGAAGAAGGUCAAAACGCACUUCUAUCAUCAACAGCAGCGGCAGCAACAACAGCAUAACCCAUUCCAGAUGCAUCAGAUGAACGGCGGAAACGGUGGUGGCAACAACAACAAUUUCAACCGAAAGUGGAAUAAUAACAACGGCAACCAAUUUGGAGGCAAGUACUACCAAAAUCGAGGAGGUAACUACUAUCAAAACGGUAAUCACCCCCGGAACUACAACGGGUUUCGCAAUGGGCGUCACGGACGUAAUGGUUUUUAUAAUAAGUCUCAUCAUAAUCAUCAGCGUGACAAAUUUUAAUCAAAGCCGUAAUACUAGUACCAAUAGUAGAGGCCGUGCACUAUCUUCCUACCACCCCUCUCCCACUUCUAUCCACCCUUCUUCCAUUUCCAUUAUCUCGAUUAUUGUUUCUGUACAUAUAUGUAAAACUAAAUAAGAGAGAAACUUUUCGGUAUAAACGAAUAAACGCGAACGAAACUGUUAGCGGGAGGAAAAACAUCCAUCCUUA
Messenger RNA from Aedes aegypti (yellow fever mosquito), 4080 nucleotides. It is a transcript of the gene scny, whose product is annotated as ubiquitin carboxyl-terminal hydrolase 36. Gene Ontology annotation, biological process: regulation of apoptotic process; protein deubiquitination. The record is from RefSeq and is a predicted model, not a curated record. The coding region runs from base 558 to 3872 and encodes 1104 amino acids. Gene Ontology annotation, cellular component: cytosol; nucleus. The transcript has 4 exons. Gene Ontology annotation, molecular function: cysteine-type endopeptidase activity; cysteine-type deubiquitinase activity. Lineage: Eukaryota; Metazoa; Arthropoda; Insecta; Diptera; Culicidae.